Symbiodinium pilosum is the source of this 430-nucleotide messenger RNA. The record is from the annotation of a GenBank genome assembly. NCBI's taxonomy places the organism in Eukaryota, Dinophyceae, Suessiales, Symbiodiniaceae.
AUGGAGAAUGGUGCUAUCUCUCUCUGUACGAAGCUGGUAGCUACAAAGGCGCAGGACGACAAGUUGAUGAGCUGGCUCAAGUCUGACAUCAAAAACAAGAACUGGGUGAAGUGCUACACGAAGACCACGCGAACCAGCAACAAACAAUGGGUCAGCAAGUGUGGUGGCAAGUGGAACCUACUGACCCUCAUCAAGACCAGCGGAGGCAAGGUGAUCGGUGGUUACAAUUAUCAGUAUUUCAGGACGAGCGGCGGCAAUUACGUCGGCGACACUAAUGCCUUUCUGUUUUCUUUGUCGAACCUGCACAAACACUCGGGCAACCAGAACGUCGGUUCAUAUGGCAUCUAUUACCAUGCGACUGCUUACAGUGCGUGCUUCGGUGGCGGACACGACCUUUGCGUGCCUCUAGAUGAAAGCAGCAAGGCUUGGA